Molecule: messenger RNA, 2007 nt
Organism: Closterium sp. NIES-67
Lineage: Eukaryota; Viridiplantae; Streptophyta; Zygnematophyceae; Desmidiales; Closteriaceae
Source: the annotation of a GenBank genome assembly
CUGGCAGAUACAGAUGGCGGACAACUCUAUCCACAAAACUGCUUUUCGAACUCGGUAUGGAUCGUACGAGUAUUUGGUAAUGCCAUUCGGACUCACCAACGCACAGGCAACAUUCCAAGCCGAAAUGAACCACGUUCUACGACCACUUUUGGACGAGUGCGUGGUGGUGUACCUGGACGACAUCCUCAUCUACACGCGCGACAUGAAGCAGCACGUCGAACACCUGCGACGCGUCUUCGAAAUUCUUCGACGAGAACGAUUCUACGUCAAACUGUCCAAGAGCGAAUUCGCCCUUGAGAAGGUCCAGUUCCUAGGACACAUGGUGAGCGCUCAAGGAGUUCACGUCGACCCCAAGAAAAUCGAAGCCGUACGUACGUGGAAGACACCCGAGAAUGUGAAGGAGUUGCAGCAGUUCCUAGGCUUCGCUAAUUCUUACAACAGGUUCGUGCCACAAUAUGCGAAACUUGCAGCACCACUCACGAAUCUGCUGAAGAAGAACACGCCCUACAAAUGGGAGCCGAAGCACCAGGAAGCCGUGGAGCAGCUGAAACAAGCACUUACGUCCGCACCAGUACUCAUCUUGCCAGAUCCCGAACGCGACUACGUAAUCGAAGCAGACGCCAGCGACCAGGCAGUGGGAGCAGUCUUGAUGCAAGACCAAGGAAAUGGACUACAACCAAUCGCCUACCUCAGCAAGAAACUGCACGGGGCAGAACUAAACUACCCGAUACACGACAAAGAGGCCCUUGCCAUCGUCAUCGCCUUCAAAGCAUGGAGAUGUUAUCUCGAAGGACGAAGAACAACCGUCUACACCGAUCACUGUAGCCUGAAAUAUUUGAAGACACAACCCAACCUUUCCAGGCGGCAGGUCCGGUGGAUCGACUUCCUCGAGACACACUUCCACUACGACAUCGUGUACAAGCCCGGCCACAAAAACAAAGCAGACGCCCUCAGCCGGCCUGCACACGUUGCCGCUAUUCUGAUCGAAGGGAUGAAUCCACUCCUCAAGGGACUCUUCACACACGGUGGGACAUUACUACUCAAAGAAUACCACGACGUCCUCUACGCCGGACACUUCGAUACUAACAAGACGCUGACCGGUAUUGCAAAACACUACUACUGGCCCCACUUGGCCGAGGAUGUUCAGAAUUUUGUCACCUCGUGUGAUACUUGUCAGCGGAUGAAGAGCAGCAAGAAGAAGAAGGCAGGACUACUGGAGCCUCUUCCUGUCCCACAACAGGCAUGGCAAGUGGUUAGCCUGGACUUCAUCACCGGGUUACCACCUACCACCAGCGGUCAUGACGCAAUCCUUGUCGUCAUUGACAAGUUCUCCAAAAUGGGCCACUUCAUUCCGACACACACGACAGCACGCACCGAGGAGACAGCACAACUAUUCGUUCGAUACAUCAUCUCACAGCAUGGCAUUCCAACCACACUUAUCUCCGACCGAGACCCCAAGAUCACCAGCAAAAUUUGGAAGGAACUCAUGUCUCUACUCGGGACCAAACUCGCCAUGUCAUCCGCCUACCAUUCGCAGACAGACGGACAGACCGAGCAUCUCAACCAGAUUGUUGAGCAACUCCUCCGAGCAGCCUACAAGGAUGAGAUCUCCAAAUGGGACUUGCAUCUGCCCGUUCUAGAGUUUGCUUACAACAACGCUACACAUGCCGCUACUGGACAGACGCCGUUCUUCCUCUGCUACAGACGCCACCCACUCACACCACAGAAACCGACGACAUCCGCUACAGUCCAACCUGCACAUGAUUUCAUCACAACCAUGCAUCAGCUUUGGGAUCGGACCCACAAGCGCCUCCUCGACAUUCAGCAGCAACAAAUGCGCCAAGCCGAUCGCCAUCGCAAUGACCACACCAUCACGGUGGGGGACCAGGUGCUUCUUGACACCCGCAACCUUGACAUCAGCCAUCUUCCAUCCAAACUGCGACCUCGCUUCUGCGGGCCUUUUCUCGUUGAAGCACAGCCAGCAUGACAGUCAAUCUCUCCUUCUCG